AUGGACAAUGGAGCUACCAGGGCACUGCCAGGAGAUAGCAUCCUCACCAGCGCGGUAGAGUACUUCACCAGCGAUGGCAUUUUCAUCGCCUCGGAAGCUGUUGGGUUGUCAGCUGGAGCUCCUCACCCGCAGCUGUCAGCCCACAGAGCAAAGUUUCACAGCACCCUCGUUGCCGAGUGCAGACGCCUGCUGGGGGAGGACCGCCUCAUCCUCAACCACAGCUUCGUGCACUUCGAGCAGGGAGAGGAUGGAAUGCUUUCGCUGCAAUUUGAAAGCACCGACGCCAAGGCGCCGCAGCCUGCGGUUUGCUGCGACUUCCUGGUCGCCGCAGAUGGACUGAAAAGCCGAGUGAGGGCUUGUCUGCUAGGAUCGGCGGAACCAAGGUAUACAGGCCGGACCAUCUACAGGGGUCUUUGCGAAGUUGAUGGUGUGAGUGCAGAUGGCCGUACUGUGUCACUGUGCGGCGACCAAAACUGCAACUUCAUCUGCUAUCCGAUUAGCGAGAAGCUGAGGGAGCAGGGACGUUUCCACUGCAACUGGGGCUUCUGCACCCUCAGGCCACACCCAGGAGGCGUGGAGAGUUGGACGUCCUUGGCCAAGCUGGAGGACAUCCGUGAGGAGCUGGAGCGAAUGGGUGCCAACAGCUUUGCUGGCCUGACGCCCUUGCAGAUGGCGGAGCGGAGCGACAGCAUCAUCGGCUGGGCGCUCUUCGACCGAGAUCCUCUGGAGACCUUCGACUUUGGCCAGGUGACUUUGCUUGGCGAUGCGGCCCACCCCCUGCUGCCCUAUGGCAGCCAGGGUGCCACGCAGGCGAUUAUGGAUGCUGAAGCACUGGGUGUGAGCUACCAGAACGCGAUGCAGAGUGGAACAGGCAUCCGGGGCUGCAUCAAGGCCUAUUCCGACCUUCGCUGUGAGGUCACUGGGAAGGUCGUCAUUGCCAAUCGAGAGAUGGGCUCCACUGCAGUGCUGAAAGUCGUCGACCAGCAGACUGAGGGCCUCGAGCUGGAGGCCAAGCGCAAGUGGUGCAGCGAGCACGGAGCAAGGCUCCACGACGAGGUGAUCCAGAAGUACCGAGCCUCCAUGCCAAAGAGCGUUCGAGCGCGCAAGCCGACGGCAACGGCGUAA
This is a messenger RNA of Symbiodinium natans, 1125 nucleotides long. The record is from the annotation of a GenBank genome assembly. Lineage: Eukaryota; Dinophyceae; Suessiales; Symbiodiniaceae.